AUGCAGAGCCUCACGGCAUCCUCGGCCGUCAUGGCCCGCCAGCUCGUCCGCCGGCCGCAGGCCGUGACCCCCACCACCAUGGCCCGCCUCUUCGCCCUCCAGCAGCAGCAGCAGCAGCGCGGCUAUGCGACGCCCAUGGGCCCCCCGCCCAAGGGCUUCCGCCUCGAAAAGACAAAGACGUGGGAGGACGACCCGGAGUCAACCCUCGACAAGGCCGGCCGCUACUUCCUCCUCAGCGAGAUGUUCCGCGGCAUGUACGUCGCGCUCGAGCAGUACUUUAGACCACCAUACACCAUCUUCUACCCAUUUGAGAAGGGCCCCAUCUCCCCCCGGUUCCGUGGCGAGCACGCCCUGCGGCGAUACCCCUCUGGCGAGGAGCGCUGCAUUGCCUGCAAGCUGUGCGAGGCUAUCUGCCCCGCCCAGGCCAUCACGAUCGAGGCCGAGGAGCGCGCCGACGGCUCGCGGCGGACGACGCGCUACGACAUUGACAUGACCAAGUGCAUCUACUGCGGCUUCUGCCAGGAGUCGUGCCCCGUCGACGCCAUUGUCGAGUCACCCAACGCCGAGUACGCCACCGAGACGCGCGAGGAGCUGCUCUACAACAAGGAGAAGCUGCUCGCCAACGGCGACAAGUGGGAGCCCGAGUUGGCCGCCGUCAUCCGCGCCGACUCGCCCUACAGAUAG
Messenger RNA from Microdochium trichocladiopsis, 684 nucleotides. RefSeq lists its product as uncharacterized. The record is from RefSeq and is a predicted model, not a curated record. Gene Ontology annotation, cellular component: membrane. Lineage: Eukaryota; Fungi; Ascomycota; Sordariomycetes; Xylariales; Microdochiaceae. Gene Ontology annotation, molecular function: 4 iron, 4 sulfur cluster binding; NADH dehydrogenase activity. Gene Ontology annotation, biological process: mitochondrial respiratory chain complex I assembly; mitochondrial electron transport, NADH to ubiquinone. Bases 1 to 684 code for a protein of 227 amino acids. The transcript is spliced from 4 exons.